AUGUGUCUGUUUGUCCUCGUAACAGAUCAUGUGACCGACCUGGACCUUAUCUCAGGUCCUGCUUCGCCUGAAGAUGCGGCCUCGUCCCGAAAUUCGUUUUCUGAUAUGUCUAACACGAAUGGAAACACCGCUUCCAGUAGUGGAGACACCGGGCCAGCGGGGUCGUUUGCUGUGUUCCCAUGUGGCUUGCAACCUGGCUCAGAUUCACAAGAGUGGCCUGUUGGUGUAUGGCGUCAUUUGGCUGUGGUUUUCAGUCGAGCUGGGAUGAUCAAGUCUAGUUCGUGCAGUGUCUAUUUAGACGGCCGUCUAGUUGGUGUUCAACGCGUAAGUUUUUUCGGAUGCCCAGUGCAAGCGAGCAUGAUCUAUCAGUGGUUAGUUUUCUGCUAA
This is a messenger RNA of Echinostoma caproni, 387 nucleotides long. The record is from the annotation of a GenBank genome assembly. Lineage: Eukaryota; Metazoa; Platyhelminthes; Trematoda; Plagiorchiida; Echinostomatidae.